AGGCGAGGACCGAGUCCUCGAAGAGCCGGACCCGAGCGGAACCGCGCGCCGAGCUGUUCCAGCUGCAGACGGAGGGGGGCGUGGUGGUGCGCAGGUAAACGCUUGUCAACGACGCGCGUUUUUAUUUACUCCUCUUCCUCCUGGUGGGCUGCGGGGGGGGGAAGAGGAGGCAGAGAAGAGCACAGCUCGUGAUGGGACGCGAGCCGCGAGGAUGAGCCACAGAACCAGCCCGAUCCGAGCCUACGACUUCCUGCUGAAGUUCCUCCUGGUGGGAGACAGCGACGUGGGGAAGGGGGAGAUCCUGGAGAGCCUGCUGGACGGAGCGUCCGAGUCCCCGUACGGCUACAACCUGGGAAUCGACUGCAAGACGACGACCAUCCUCCUGGACGGGAGGCGAGUCAAGCUGCAGCUCUGGGACACAUCGGGACAGGGUCGGUUCUGCACCAUAUUCAGAUCCUACUCCAGAGGAGCACAGGGAGUAAUCCUGGUGUACGACAUCACCAACCGCUGGUCCUUCGAUGGGAUCGACAGGUGGAUCAAAGAGAUCGACGAGCAUGCACCGGGAGUGCCCAAGAUCCUGGUCGGGAACCGCCUCCACCUCGCCUACAAGCGUCAGGUGACGAUGGAGCAGGCGCAGGUGUACGCCGAGAAGCUGGGCGUCACGUUCUUUGAGGUGAGCCCGCUCUGCAACUUCAACAUCACCGAGUCGUUCACGGAGCUCGCCCGCAUCGUCCUCAUGAGGCACGGCAUGGAGCGCCUGUGGAGGCCCAACAAAGUGCUGAGUCUUCAGGACCUCUGCUGCCGCUCCAUUGUCUCCUGCACGCCUGUCCACCUUGUGGACAAGCUGCCCCUGCCCCACACCCUCAAGUCCCACCUCAAGUCCUUCUCCAUGGCCAACGGUCUCAACGCUCGCAUGAUGCACGGACGCUCCUACUCCGUCACCGCCGCCGCUCACCACAGCGCCGCCAAGAGGAGUGGAGGAACGCUUCUUAAAAAGCCAAAACUGAUCCGACCGCCGCCGCUCAGCCCGACAACGCAGGGCUGCAGAAACAGCUGCAAAAUAUCCUAACGGCAGCGGACGCACCAACGGCUGUGGACGGGACGUGGCUGAGUAUGAAGCAAUGUGUGAAGAGAAGAAACGGGAGGACGCGUCAAGUUGAACCUCUGACCAGAGAAGUUGGUGGCAAAUUACUGAACAGCUUCUUCUUCUGCUCAUUCAUCGUGAUGAGUUUAAAGACAAUGUCAGGGAAUCUGUUCGAGUCUGUAAUGUAAUAUAGCGUGGCAUUAGUGACUAUUUAGUAACAUUUAAAUAUAAAAUAUAAAAAUCUAAAUUUUUUUAACGUGAAAUAUUCUCAAAAUGCCAUCAAAGUUCAAAAUGAUCUAAUUGUAAAAACAAUUUAUUUAUUUUGAUUCCAAUACAAAAUCAAAAAGGACUUUCCCUUACAUAUUUUCUUUUUUUCAUGACUUUGCAUUUUUUUUAGAAUCUGUUUGUGAUUCUUAGUCAUUUACAGCUUUCUCACGAUAUCCCAUAAACUCUUUUAACUGUAAGAAGAAAAGCUAAGCUUGAUCAUAUAAAAACCUACGUUUGUCAAAAAAGAAAUCAUAAAAACGUACAUUUUAUUCUGUAUAAGUUGCGUCCCACUUAUUCUGUCAUUUUCGCCUUUUUAGCCAUUUCCUCUGUAAUGAUGCCUACUGUUAAAAUGAGAUGUGUACAUCUCCCCUGUAAUCACCAAAAUUACAACUAACCAUUAAAAAUAAUAUAUACAUA
Messenger RNA from Poeciliopsis prolifica (blackstripe livebearer), 1768 nucleotides. It is a transcript of the gene rab40b, whose product is annotated as RAB40B, member RAS oncogene family. Gene Ontology annotation, biological process: intracellular signal transduction; protein localization to plasma membrane. The transcript is spliced from 6 exons. Lineage: Eukaryota; Metazoa; Chordata; Actinopteri; Cyprinodontiformes; Poeciliidae. Bases 212 to 1069 code for a protein of 285 amino acids. Gene Ontology annotation, cellular component: plasma membrane; synaptic vesicle; endosome. The record is from RefSeq and is a predicted model, not a curated record. Gene Ontology annotation, molecular function: GTP binding; GTPase activity.